This is a messenger RNA of Rattus norvegicus (Norway rat), 8886 nucleotides long. Lineage: Eukaryota; Metazoa; Chordata; Mammalia; Rodentia; Muridae. The record is from RefSeq and is a predicted model, not a curated record.
CACCCCUGUCUCUAGGAGCCCCUAGGAGCCCUGCUUAGUUGAUUCUGUGGGCUAUGUUUUCAUUGUGUCCUCUACUCUUCCUUCUCCUCCUCUUCCACAGGAUUCCCUGAUCUCUGCCUAAUGUUUGGCUGUGAGUGUCUAUAUCUCCUCCCAUUGGAUGCUGGAUGACAUCUUUCUUUUGAUGAUUGCUUAGACUAGGCUCUAGUCUAUGAGGAUAGCAGAAUAUCAUUAGGAAUCUCUCAAGGAGGUUUGUCUCUAGAUACAAUAUUUUUAAAUAUUUUAUAACAAUCCUGUGAUAGUUAAAAUUCAUAAUUCGAAAUGGCUUAGUUUUUAAGAUUGCCCUUAUGUCACUUAGCAUGUUUUCAUUUGCAAUUACUUGUACUUUUAGGUGUGAGGACAUGGAUGUCGUUCUAUAAGUGGGCUCUACAAUAACAGGCAGAAUUGAGGGGGCAUUCUUUUUUUCACAUGUACUGGUUAACAUUAAAUAAAAUUUAAAUGUAGUGAUUUAAAUUGAUAUCUGUAAAGCAUAAAUGAACCAGCAAAUCUUUUAGUGUACAAGAUGAAUAUCUUGAGGGAGCUUAAUGUAGUUACUUUGUGCUUACACAUUUUGAGAAAACAUUAGCAUAUGAGUCUUUCUGGUCUGUGCCUUUUAAAAUGUUUUAUCUAUUUUUCUUUGCUUAGAAGCCUACAAAUAAAUUUUUAUUCCAACAUACUUCAUGUGUGUCUGUAAAUUAUUUUUUUUUAUUUUCAAACACUCUCUUUCUUGCCCUUGAAUUACUUAUUUUAUUUUAGAAGUCUUGACUAAAUUCAGGUAGCCAAAUUGUACAGCAACUUAAGCCACAGUGCAAGUUUUCAAUGCUAGAUGUAUUUGCAAAUGUUAUUCAUCCUCUUAAAUAAGAUGUUCUAGUCAAGCUCUAUGCCAGUUACAUACAGAAGCUCUAGUGCCAGGGCUUUCCCAAAGCACACAGAGACCAGUUGGAAGCAGAAGGUGCUUAGGACUACGAUCCUCCGGCUCCUUGUCUCUCAUAAUUGAACUGUAGAAGCAAAACCUUCUGGUUUCAUGGCCAAAUACUUAAUAUCUAAUUUGGUAUAUGAAGAUAGAAAUAUCAGAAUGACUAAUUGUGAAUGGUGGGUGCUAUUCUUGCCAAUAGAAUCCAGUAUAGCUAUAAUCUAAAUGUUUGGUGCAGUAAAAACUGGAGUAGUACCAAAUCAUAUAUUAAGUGUGAUAGCAUUGGGGUCUUUUUUAGGGAGAAAGUCAUAUAGUCAAAUAAUCAUGGGAAAGGCUAAUAUAUAUAGUUAAAAUAGUUCCUUUUCAAACUUUUAAAUGCUUAUACUAUAUAAAUAUUUAUGUGGAGCCAGAAGGAAUGGUUAUGUAUUGGGUUUGCUACUUCUAUAAGGAACAUUAUUGUUAAUUCGUUCCACAUAAUGCACUUUUGGGAAAAAUUAAGUAGUACAUUCUGGUAUUCUUGGCAGUUUAUGUUUAUUGUGGGUUCCUAAUUGGCAGUUCUCAGACACUGAGAUUUAACAAAGCAAGCAGGUAUUUUAAAAUUUACAAAUUAUUAUUUAUUUAAUGUUUUUUCUAUAUCUCAGGAUACUCUUAAGAGUUGUCUCUUUUACUUCAAAACAUUUACUGAUUUUGGCAAAAUCUUCUAAGCAUCUUUUAAGGAUAAUUUAGUUUUGGAGCUAGAGAGAUAGCUCUGUAGUUAGAACACAGGCUGCUUGGCCCAGGGAGUGGCACUAUUAUAGGAUGUGGCCCUGUUGGAGUAGGUGUGUCAGUGGGUAUGGGAUUUAAGGCCCACACCCUAGCUGCCUGGAAGCCAGUCUUCUUCCAGCAGCCUUCAGAGGAAGAUAGCGAACUUUCAGCUCCUCCUGCACCAUGCCUGCCUGGAUGCUGCCAUGCUUCCCGCCAUGAUGAUAAUGGACUGAACCUCUCAACCUGUAAGCCAGCCUCAAUUAAACGUUGUCCUUUGUGAGAGUUGCCUUGGUCGUGGUAUCUGUUCACAGCAAUGGAAACUGAGUAAUUAAGACAGAAGUGAAAUAAAACCCUGUUCAUACCAUCAUAUACUUCUUCCUUUUUGUCUCUUAUACUUUAGCCAGAACUUUUCCUUAUACUGUAAUAUUUUUUUCUUUUCUGAUAUAGAAAGUAGUUCUUGAAUAAGAAUUUAUCUCUUCUGGGUAAUAAUAUUGAUUUUAGGUACUUCCUCUAUUUGGUGGUUCUUUUUGCUGGAUAUUGCUGUUUGCAACAAAACUCUCAUACCUAUGAAAUCUCUAAAUAAUAAAGAGAAUUUUCUAUUCCUAAAUAAACUUUCCACAGAAACCAUUUUCUUCUCUUUCAUAUGUUACUUCAAAAUUUAAGAUUGUCAUAGUUUCUUAAGGAAAAUCACAGUGAUUCAUAGCAAACACCUAGAAUAUUUCUCUUAAACUAUUCAAAGAUCUAAGAUUAACGUUUCAAUUAAAUUGGGCAAGAGGCUGAAUCAGGUGUGAGUUUUAGGCCACCCUGUUUCUAGGUCAGCCAGUGCUGCAUAGUGAGACCCAGUUUGACAAAAUCAAAUAUAUAUAAUUAACACUUAUGAAUUGUCCUAAGAAAUGUAAUUGUCAUCAUUGUUUGUUUAUUGUGGAUAGGGAUUAAGGCAAGGAACAGAGAAAUUUUCUAAGAUGAAGAAAGAAUACAAUACUGUGCCAAGAUACUAAUAUUUGAAAAAUAUGCUCAAAUUGACAUUACCAAGACAGAUUAGGAUUUUUAGAGAAAAGUAGUAGACAGACAUGAAGUGCCACAGUAUCAGACGCCAAUCCACUAGAGUGCUGUUUCUAAACUAACUCUUUAAGGUCCUCUAAUACUUCUUGCCACCUCCCACAGAAGUACAUAAACUCCUCAACCAAAGUUGGCUUUCAUCCUAAAUUCCAGGAAACUUUGCAAGGAUUACAGGGAUCGGUACAACUUCUUAAUGCUCUGCAGUCUUCUCUCUGCAAUUUAGCUGCUUUCUGUUAGAAAAUUUCAAGUCAGUCUGCAGAUGGCCUCAUCUUUUUCUAACACCUCUGAGUGUGCUGGAGAAGAGAAACGAGUUGGUACACGCACAGUAUUUGUUGGCAAUCAUCCCAUUUCAGGAACAGAAGCUUACAUUGCACAGAGAUUUUGUGAUAAUAGAAUAGUCUCAUCUAAGUAUACACUUUGGAAUUUCCUACCAAAGAAUUUGUUUGAACAGUUUAGAAGAAUUGCGAAUUUUUAUUUUCUCAUCAUUUUCCUUGUACAGGUCACAGUAGACACACCAACCAGCCCAGUUACCAGUGGACUUCCACUUUUCUUCGUUAUAACUGUUACAGCAAUCAAGCAGGGAUAUGAAGAUUGGCUUAGACACAGAGCUGAUAAUGAAGUUAACAAAAGUACUGUUUAUAUUAUUGAAAAUGCAAAACGAGUAAGAAAAGAAAGCGAAAAAAUCAAGGUUGGUGAUGUAGUAGAAGUACAGGCAGAUGAAACCUUUCCCUGUGAUCUUAUUCUUCUGUCAUCCUGCACAACUGAUGGAACCUGUUAUGUCACUACAGCCAGUCUUGAUGGCGAAUCCAAUUGCAAGACACAUUAUGCAGUGCGAGAUACCAUUGAAUUGUGUACAGCCGAAUCCAUUGAUAAUCUCCGAGCAGCCAUUGAAUGUGAGCAGCCGCAACCUGACCUCUACAAGUUUGUUGGGCGAAUCAGUAUCUAUAGUAAUAGUAUUGAGGCUGUUGCCAGGUCUUUGGGACCUGAAAAUCUUUUGCUGAAAGGAGCCACACUUAAAAAUACCAAGAAGAUAUAUGGAGUUGCUGUUUACACUGGGAUGGAAACCAAAAUGGCUUUGAAUUACCAAGGGAAAUCUCAGAAACGUUCUGCUGUUGAAAAAUCUAUUAAUGCCUUCUUGAUUGUUUAUUUAUUUAUCUUACUGACCAAAGCUGCAGUAUGCACAACUCUAAAGUAUGUUUGGCAAAGUACCCCCUACAAUGAUGAGCCUUGGUAUAACCAAAAGACUCAGAAGGAACGGGAAACUUUUAAGGUUUUGAAAAUGUUCACUGACUUUUUAUCAUUCAUGGUUCUCUUCAACUUCAUUAUACCUGUCUCCAUGUAUGUCACAGUAGAAAUGCAGAAAUUUUUAGGGUCAUUCUUUAUUUCAUGGGACAAAGACUUUUUUGAUGAAGAAAUUAAUGAAGGAGCCUUGGUUAACACAUCAGACCUUAAUGAAGAACUUGGUCAGGUGGACUAUGUAUUUACAGAUAAGACUGGAACACUCACUGAAAAUAGCAUGGAAUUCAUUGAAUGCUGCAUAGAUGGGCACAAGUAUAAAGGCACAACUCAGGAAGUUGAUGGAUUAUCUCAGAUUGAUGGGCCCUUAGCCUAUUUUGAUAAAGCAGAUAAGAACCGGGAGGAGCUCUUUCUCCGUGCCCUGUGCUUAUGUCACACUGUAGAAAUUAAAACAAAUGAUGCAGUGGAUGGACCUAUAGAAGGAGCACAGUUCACGUAUAUCUCUUCCUCACCAGAUGAAAUAGCUUUGGUGAAAGGAGCUCAAAAGUUUGGGUUCACAUUUUUGGGAAAUUGGAAUGGACAUAUCAGAGUAGAGAACCAAAGAAAAGAAAUAGAAGAGUAUGAACUUCUCCACACCUUAAAUUUUGAUUCUGUCCGCCGACGUAUGAGUGUAAUUGUAAGGACCCAAGGAGGAGAUAUACUACUUUUCUGUAAAGGAGCAGAUUCAUCCAUUUUUCCCAGGGUGCAUAGCCAUGAAAUUGAUUUAACCAAGGUCCAUGUGGAGCGUAAUGCAAUGGAUGGGUAUCGGACUCUUUGUGUAGCCUUCAAAGAAAUUCCCCCAGAUGAUUUUGAAAGAAUCAAUGUACAACUGAUAGAGGCUAAAAUGGCCCUACAAGAUAGAGAAGAAAAACUGGAGAAGAUUUUUGAUGUGAUUGAGACUAACAUGAAUUUAAUUGGAGCCACCGCUGUGGAAGACAAGCUACAAGAUCAGGCUGCAGAGACCAUUGAAGCUCUCCAUGCAGCUGGCUUAAAAGUCUGGGUGCUUACUGGGGACAAGAUGGAAACUGCCAAGUCUACUUGUUAUGCCUGCCGCCUUUUCCAAACCAAUACUGAGCUCUUGGAACUGACUACAAAAACCAUUGAAGAAAGCGAAAGGAAGGAAGAUCGAUUGCAUGAACUGUUAAUAGAAUAUCGUAAGAAAUUGCUACAUGAGUUUCCUAAAAGCACUAGAAGCCUUAAAAAAGCAUGGACAGAACAUCAGGAAUAUGGAUUAAUCAUUGAUGGCUCCACAUUGUCACUUAUACUAAAUUCUAGUCAAGAUUGUAGUUCAAACAACUAUAAAAGCAUUUUUCUACAAAUCUGUAUGAAAUGCACUGCAGUGCUCUGCUGCCGGAUGGCACCAUUACAAAAAGCCCAGAUUGUGAGAAUGGUGAAGAACUUGAAAGGCAGCCCCAUAACACUGUCAAUAGGUGAUGGUGCCAAUGAUGUCAGUAUGAUUUUGGAAUCCCAUGUGGGAAUAGGUAUUAAAGGAAAAGAAGGUCGUCAAGCAGCCAGGAAUAGUGAUUAUUCUGUUCCAAAGUUUAAACAUUUAAAGAAACUGCUAUUGGCUCAUGGACAUCUAUACUAUGUGAGAAUAGCACAUCUUGUACAAUAUUUCUUCUACAAGAACCUUUGUUUCAUUUUGCCACAGUUUUUGUACCAAUUCUUCUGUGGAUUCUCACAACAGCCACUCUAUGAUGCUGCUUAUCUUACAAUGUAUAAUAUCUGUUUCACAUCCCUGCCCAUCCUGGCUUACAGUCUACUGGAACAGCACAUCAACAUUGAUGCUCUGACUGCAGACCCUCGAUUGUAUAUGAAAAUUACUGGCAAUGCUAUGUUACAGUUGGGGCCCUUCUUAUAUUGGACAUUUCUGGCUGCAUUUGAAGGGACAGUGUUCUUCUUUGGGACUUAUUUCCUUUUUCAGACUACAUCCUUAGAAGACAAUGGAAAGAUUUAUGGAAAUUGGACAUUUGGAACCAUUGUUUUUACAGUCUUAGUAUUCACUGUAACUCUGAAGCUCGCCUUGGAUACCCGAUUCUGGACAUGGAUAAAUCAUUUUGUGAUUUGGGGUUCUCUGGCCUUUUAUGUUUUUUUCUCAUUCUUCUGGGGAGGAAUUAUUUGGCCUUUUCUGAAACAACAGAGAAUGUAUUUUGUGUUUGCUCAAAUGCUCUCUUCUGUAUCUACAUGGUUGGCUAUAAUUCUUUUAAUAUUUAUCAGCCUUUUCCCCGAGAUUCUCCUAAUAGUAGUAAAGAAUGUGCGAAGAAGGAGUGCCAGGAGAAAUCUGAGCUGUAGAAGGGCAUCUGACUCAUUAUCCGCCAGACCUUCAGUCAGACCUCUUCUUUUACGAACAUUCUCAGACGAAUCUAAUAUAUUGUAACAGAAUCCGAAUCUUGAACUGCCUAUGUUAUUGUCCUACAAGCAUAUUGACCGUGGUUGCAGCUAAAGAAAGAAAGCAUGAAGGAAGAGCUACAGAAGAUAUUAACUCAGGAUACUCAAUGUGAAACAGAAACCACUCUCAUGUGUAGGCUUCAGAAUAAAUGGUCAUUAAAGUACCAAAUAACUAUCUUAACCAUUUACAGUUAUUGUAAGUGGCCAUCAUGGCCAAAGUUAGAGAAUUAUAUGAAAGUUUAAAGUAAGCAUACUUAGAAUUCUGGAUUUACAUAGAAUACCGUAACUACGAAGUGGGUGCUCUUUUAACCCGUCAACUUUGGAUGGAUUUAAAUAGUAGUAUAAAGUAGAAGCCAUGCAAUGGGAAUGAGCAGAUUUUGCUAUAACAGUGUUACUUUUUCCUGGCAGAAGACAUAGACUGUUUGUACCACAUUUCUCAUUCCUGCUGAAUGAUUAUCUUUUUCCCCCCACACACAAAAGGAAUACUUGAAAAUACAGGACUCCAAUUAUAUUACUGCAUCAGAUAAAAUAGAUCAUCUUCUUUUCAAUCAUAGGCUAAUUGUCUUGUUCUAAGAUCCUUUCCCAAAAGUACCUUGCAUAUUUGUAUGAUACUGUUAAUCUGGGUAUUAUUGUAGAAACAGGGGUGGAAAGGUUAUUUGGUGUGUUUUCUUCUGAAUUACACACCACUUACAUAUUUAAGACUACUAAACUUGAAAAUAAAAUAUUUCAGUCUCUUGGUGACAGCCCCUCAAAACAGUUAAGUAGUAGAACGAUUUCUAAGGUCAGUUUUGCUGGGUAAUGCAAUAAGGUAUGUUAAAUAUUUAUAUAAAAAUUAAUGCCAUUCUUAACAUCACCAUUUUAUAAUUUUAUGUGGCAAAGAUGAGAAGAAUAGCUCAUUUUCAACUACUAACGGUUUUUAUUUGAAAGAGAUUGUUUUUGUGCAUAUUUAUAGCACUUUUUUUGAAGUUACCAAUUUGGAAAGAGGAGAUCUCUUCCAAAGCCCUGUAGAGCCACAACUCUUUGGAAAUGAAUGUUGUUUCCUAUUGCUAAGGGGGUCGGGGAAAUGGUCUAAUCUUAAACUGUGUGGUUAACCUUGGUAAGAAAUAGGUUUUAGCCCCUCAUAAGUUAUUGUAAAACAUGAAAGAAGUGUGAAAUGCCUUUACUUGAUAGAAGGACCACAUUUGUCAGUUAGGCUAAAAUGGUAUCUAGAAAAUAUUUUUCUAUCAGUUCCCUUUUUUGUCUUUCUGAUAUGCCUGUACUAUUUAAUGUUUAUAUUGUAUCUUUAUUUAGAAAUAUAUUAGAAUCAUUGUCUUCCAGUGUAUUUAUAGAGUCCAUGUGGCACAUUUGAUUCUUCCAUAAAUUUGUGUGGAUGUUAAGGUGUAAUUUUUCUUAAAUUCUAAAAAGGCCAUAAUUUCAGUUAUCAAAAACCAUUCCAUAAUUACUUAAUUUAACUUGUUCUCAUCUAUCAGUAUUACUUUUGUUUAUUUUGUUAGGUGUAAAUCACAGCUUAAUGUGCUGUGUGCGCUCCUGUAGCCUAUAUGGAGGUAAUCCGCUGAAAGCAAAGGCUUUCUGUUCUUGGCCUAUCCAAAGAGCUCAAACAUCUAACCUAGGAAAGCUUUGCUCUUUUCUUAUUGUUGUCAUUGUUGAUGCUGCUGUAUUACUUUACAUCAGAACUAUAAGGACUGUGAAUAAAUAGAAGAGCCAAAUAGAGAGGCUCAGUUAAUGCAGAAUGAUUGAGGAGUUGAUAAAAUCAGGAUAUUUAGGGCAGUAGAACUAAGACUGGAUCUGUGUGACUUGUUGCAGCAGAAAGCAAUCUAGAUGAGCAAGUGAGGGCAUUUAGAGUCAUGCCUCAGUUAAUCAUUGCAUUGCACACUGCACUUCAGAUCGGAGGAACCUGGCUUUGCUUUUUAAAGAUUCUGAUUAGUGAUCUAAAACAUGCCUAGCAUAGGGUUAGCAGAUGAAGUAAUUGGAAAUGAGCCAUCCAGCAUUCCUAGCACUAUAUUUUAACUACUCUUAUGUCAGAAGAUGGCAAGAAAUCUAACAGUAGGACCGUAUUGCUAUGAUUUGAAUAAUAAUUUUUGAGCUGUCAAAAUGUCUGUAAUUUUCCAAAUUGUUGUCUAUUGUUUAAGGAUGUUGCCUAUUAAACAAAAAAAUAUCCAUUCCAUAUCUACUACAUAUACACCAGCAACAGUAUAAAUGUAAGCCUAAAUUUGCAAAAGUCAUAAUUUAGUGGUGGAAUUUUUUAAUAACAUGCAGUAUAUAAAGUGCAGAUUUUAUGCAAAUGUUGAUAAAAUCAUUUUUCAGCUUAUAAAAUGGAACUGCGAUAUUACAUUUUUCACUUAAGCAGUUUUUUACAUCUACUUUGUUGCUUUCUAAAAUGAACAUGAAUGCCAUCUUUUAUGAAUGCAACUUGCCUUUUUCAUUACAGAAAUUUUUCUUUGAUGUAAUCAAUAAACUUUGGUAUGAUACAA